Messenger RNA from Alosa sapidissima (American shad), 2652 nucleotides. RefSeq names its product calcium channel, voltage-dependent, gamma subunit 1b (gene cacng1b). Lineage: Eukaryota; Metazoa; Chordata; Actinopteri; Clupeiformes; Clupeidae. Gene Ontology annotation, biological process: regulation of calcium ion transmembrane transport via high voltage-gated calcium channel; calcium ion transmembrane transport. Bases 199 to 885 code for a protein of 228 amino acids. Gene Ontology annotation, cellular component: membrane; L-type voltage-gated calcium channel complex. The transcript is spliced from 4 exons. Gene Ontology annotation, molecular function: voltage-gated calcium channel activity; calcium channel regulator activity. The record is from RefSeq and is a predicted model, not a curated record.
GACAGCGUCUCGAGUUUGGAAACGAAAGGCAUUCCUGUUGACAGGGAGAAUCCUUGGUCUCAACCUGCAUCAAGGAGACAACAGACUGAGGGAACCCUUGGAUGCCACAACAAAACAAAAACAAGAAAAGCAAAACAGACCAAUAAAACACAGGGGAGUACUUGACCAACUUGGAAGGUAAACAAAAGCAGAGAAGCCAUGCUGGAGGACAAAAAGACCAAGGUGAAGAUCACAUUCCUCAUCAUCCUCGUGGGGAUCUCCUCCAUGUUCGUCGCCAUAGUGACGGACCACUGGGCGGUCCUGAGCUCCCGGCUGGAGCGGCUGAAUUCCACCUGCGACACGGCCCACCUGGGGCUGUGGCGGCUCUGCAAGAAGUCCAUCUUCAUUGCCGAGGAGGACCACCAGGGCACCGCUUGUGGGCCCCUGAGCCUGCCUGGAGCAGAGAACUGCUCCUACUUCAGGCACUUCACAUCAAAGGAGGAGGCGGAAGUGUUUGAGUUAAACACACAGAAAGAGUACAAUCUCUCUGCUGCGGCAAUCGCCAUCUUCAGUCUGGCCUUCAUCCUCCUGGGGACAAUGUGCCUCCUGGGUGCCUUUGGGAAGGGCAGAGAUUACCUGUUGAGGCCAUCUGGCAUGUUCUAUGCCUUUGCAGGUCUCUGCAUAGUCAUCUCCGUGGAGGUGAUGCGUCAGUCGGUCAAGAGGAUGAUCAACAGCGAACUGACCAUCUGGAUGGAGUAUUACUACUCGUGGUCCUUUGCGUGCGCAUGCUCAGCCUUCAUCCUCCUCUUCCUCAGCGGAAUCAGCUUACUGCUGGUGUCCAUGCCACAUAUGCCCCGUAACCCCUGGGAGACAUGCAUGGAUGCCGAGCCUGACACCAUAGACUAGUCUCACUGAGGCCAAGUCAGGAAACUUCACUUCCUUCUCUUGAAGGAGGCCCCGUGCAAUUGCUGUCUUUAUGCUAAAUCUGCUUCUCUCUGGUGCCAAUAAAGUCCACCUCACUCACCUGAAAAUACAUUGGAAAUAACUAGCUAUAACUUGCUAGUAUUGUCUCACUCCUCUCAGAACUUGAAAGGUGUAAUUAGUUUAGAAAUGCUCAUUUGUAUCUUUUUUUUCAGUUCAGAUCAUGGAGCUUGAUAGGUCAGCCUGAGUGUGUAUGAAAUGGGGGAGAUCAGCAUUCAUUUUAUCAUCUAAUAAUAGUAGUAAUAAUAAUAGACAAUACAUCUAUUUAUAAAAAUGUAAUUAAAAGUUCAGUGCAUUUCUUGCAGUGACUUAUUAUUGUUGUCUGUACUGAGCUGUUAACAAUAAACUGAAUAAUAGUUUACAAUGUUCAUUCCAUUUGAGAGGAACACUGCACAGAUUUGACUAUUUGUUAAAUCAUUCCCAUGUUAAACACCACUUAAGUUUAUGUGAUGUCAUUAAGGGUAUGUGAGUCAUUAGAGCAUGUGUAUACAAAUGUAUCAGAAAUCCUUUGCAUUUAGAUUCUUUUCAAUAGAGGUAUAAUGUAGAAGGCAUCCACUAGCUAAAUUCAUGUCUGUCACAUAUUAAUUCAAGAAAAAAGAAAAUCACAACACUAGCACUAAUAGUCAGUAAGUGCAGUAAUUUUUAUUAAAGAUAAGCCAUAGUAAACCAAGUGAAAUAUAGAAUAUGUCAAGUGUGUCUCAUGCACCUUCCCUCUUUAAGAACACAAAUGUUGAGAAGCAAGUCUGUCAGACUCACAAUGGCAGAAGACAACAACACCAUUCAGUCAUUCAGUGAUGGAGAGAGAACACCGUUAUCAUCUCAAUUUUUUUUUUAUCUCGCACAGGUUACAAACCCUCUCUUAAACUGAGACAAACAAAUGGUUCUUGACAAAGCUUUUACUGUCAGUCAACAGCAGUGGAAGGACCCCCCCCCCCCCCCAUCAGUGGAAGUUAAGAUGCUGGGCCUUACAAGAUUGAUUCCCCUGCAGAAGGCACAGAAAUGCCUAUAUAGCUCACAAGACAGACAGCUACUUUACUCGUGUUUUACAGAAAAUAUGAAAUAAAGUAUUGUUGCACUAAAAUAUGCCCUUCGAGAAUCUUGUGUGUUUUCAGUGUUCAGUGUGGGAAUGAAGACAGCAAGACUCACUAAGGGGUAAUAGCUGUAACAAUCUGCUGACCCUGUGGGAUGUGGCUGAUACAGUUACAGAAUUGAGUGAAGAGGAAACAUGCUCAGACCUGCUGAUGUCCAUGCAGUGGCUCCAUAAGGCUUUUCACAUUAUGCUGAGCGACACCCAAAGGCAUGGCACAGGUGUCGGAUAUGGGGAGGAGAAUAACACUGAAUAAGGCGCACAAGCAUAACUUACAAUGCUGACAAUGUGAAAAUCAGUGUCCUUUAAAACACUAUAAAUCAUUAGAAGCUGCUAAAUUAUUGCCUGACUUGGCUAAUAAGGAACUUAGCAACACUAUCAUAAUUUGACAGUAGCAUCCCUCAACAUACUACUAUUUUUGAUGUCUAAGUGCUGAAAUCUGUUUCAGGCCAACUAAAUCAGAAAAACAAAAACGUAGAAUGAAGCCUUGGUCAUACUGUAUAACGUCAAAAGCAUCAGAUUACAGAUUUAAAUAAAAAUUAUUCAAAUGAAUAGAGAAAUAACAUCAAGUGGAAAUGCCCACUCUGCGUAAGAGCUUAUGAACA